Messenger RNA from Lachancea mirantina, 309 nucleotides. The record is from the annotation of a GenBank genome assembly. Lineage: Eukaryota; Fungi; Ascomycota; Saccharomycetes; Saccharomycetales; Saccharomycetaceae.
AUGGACCCGCAGACGCAGAACCAGUACAAGAUACAGCUGCUGCUGCAUAUCAACAGCGUGCUGCUCGCACGCAUCAACCAGAUGACCGCGAACGCGAUGCAGUUCUCCGCGGAACAGGUCCAGAACGUCACGUCGCAGUACCUGAAGCGCGUACACGCCAAUCUCCAAUGCAUCUCACAGAUCAACCAGGGCGCGCCCGGGUCCAAACCGACGAUCUUGGAACCUCCCCAGCAUCCACAGCAACAGCCCGCUCAGGAUAUACUCGCGAAACUGUACUUGCUGAUGAGCCGGGUGUUCGAAGUGUGGUGA